Messenger RNA from Pristis pectinata (smalltooth sawfish), 343 nucleotides. RefSeq names its product zinc finger protein 787-like. Bases 1 to 300 code for a protein of 99 amino acids. Gene Ontology annotation, biological process: regulation of transcription by RNA polymerase II. Gene Ontology annotation, molecular function: DNA-binding transcription factor activity, RNA polymerase II-specific; RNA polymerase II cis-regulatory region sequence-specific DNA binding. The transcript has a single exon. The record is from RefSeq and is a predicted model, not a curated record. Lineage: Eukaryota; Metazoa; Chordata; Chondrichthyes; Rhinopristiformes; Pristidae.
AUGCAUCAGCGGGUUCAUGCCGGGGAGAGGCCGUUCUCCUGCUCAACGUGUGGGAAAGAAUUCACUCAGUUAUCCAGCCCUAUGAUACACCAGCGAGUUCACACUGGGGAGAGACCGUUCACCUACUCUGAGUGCGGGAAGACAUUCCCUUGGUCAUCUAACCUGCUGCAACACCAGCAAAUUCACAGUGCGGAGAAAGAUUCAACAUGCUGUAUGCUCAAUAUACAACCAUCACUGAUACUGAAAUCCAGCGCAAAUUCACAAGUGUUGCAGGUGUUCACGGAGGUCGGAUUCUGUUGACGCUGCUGAUCUCGUACAGGAUAAUCUCUUUCACUGAGUGUUC